UACUAACACUAUUUAUAGUAUAGUAUAAAAGCUGUGACCUGGGGCUAGUUUAGUCACAGAUAUUUUAUUUGCCAACAGUUACAGGCAAUAAGAUCAUCAGAACAACUUUAAAAAUGAGUGCUGUUUUUAAAAAUACUGUUACAUGUGGAGUUACAACUGAACCUGGCACCCAGGGUUUCCUCAGUUAUGAUUACAUUGAAGGAAGUGAAUGUAGCUUUGAAAUUGAAAAAGAUCCUGGUAGUGGAAAAGGGAUAGGUGUCUUUAAAUACACAAACAAGUUUGGUCAGUAUGGAAAAGCAAACCAAUCCCUUCCUUUUCCAUUUGAUGAAAUCAAAGUGGUAAAUCAAAAGUAUGUAGAGAAAAAGGGUCAGAAAGCUUAUGUUGUUGAAGUGAAGAAGACUAAAACUUUAGAUUUAAAUGAUUAUUUUAGUUAAUUCAAUACUUUUGAAUACUUCAUUUAUCAAAUAGUGACUGUUCAAAAGCUUACUGUUUGUGCUAUUUAUAGAAUGAACAUAUUAUUAUCUUCAUUUUAUGAUAAACGUUGUUUAAUACAUUUAUUUAAUACAUUUCUUUUAUAAAAUAAAAUA
This is a messenger RNA of Physella acuta, 587 nucleotides long. RefSeq lists its product as uncharacterized. NCBI's taxonomy places the organism in Eukaryota, Metazoa, Mollusca, Gastropoda, Physidae. The record is from RefSeq and is a predicted model, not a curated record.